Messenger RNA from Penicillium cinerascens, 849 nucleotides. Its product is annotated as PaaI family thioesterase. Lineage: Eukaryota; Fungi; Ascomycota; Eurotiomycetes; Eurotiales; Aspergillaceae. Bases 1 to 849 code for a protein of 282 amino acids. The transcript is spliced from 2 exons. The record is from RefSeq and is a predicted model, not a curated record.
AUGGCCGGUAUUUCUCAGACCAUGCGCCUUUGGCGUUCCGCAACAUGGCUCGCCAGAGCCACCACCUUCAAACCAGCAAGCCAAUUUGCCUAUCUUCACCAGCAUGGCCCUUCACGCUCCGCUGUGGUACACGAGCAAGCGCUGCCGCAAAGCCAAACACAGGAAGCCCCCUUCCUCUCCAAGACCAAAUCCCAUAUACCCUCUUCAAGUUCGAAUGAUUCGAAUCUCGAUACACUUAUCUCCCAAAUACCCCUCGUCCAAGCCCUGCGCCAAUCCCACAAAGCCUACAAAGAAUCCCGUCCCCAUCUAGCUAUCCCCCAAGCUGUCAGACAACGCCACUUCGUGGGUGGCAGCUUAGCCGGUCCCGGAAAGCUAGCUAUCGCACCCUAUACAUGGACAUCAUCCAAGAAGAAUGAAUCCUCAAACAUCCGCACUAGCAGCGUUGUCUCAGUCUUUCACAUUGGCCGCAACCUCUGCGGCCAUCCCGGCUUUGUUCACGGUGGUUUUCUCUCCGUCCUCUUUGACGAAGUCUUCGCUCGAUGCGUCUCGGCGGCGUUCCCUACUGGUCUGGGCAUGACAGCGAAUCUAACUGUCGAUUUCCGGAAGCCCGCGCUGCCGGAUCGAUUGUACGUUCUUCGUGCUGAGACUGUUAAGGUUGAGGGACGGAAAGCUUGGGUUGAGGGGAAGAUGAGUUAUUUGCCGUUGGUCGUUCCCGAUGGGAACACUAUUGUCCAGGAUGUGGAGUUGUUGAACGUGGAUAGUGAGGAGUCGGUUAUGGUUUCGGAGGCGAAGGCGCUUUUUGUUGAGCCCAAGUUUGCGGAUUCCAUGGUUUCGAUUUACAAGAGCUAA